Messenger RNA from Oryzias latipes (Japanese medaka), 1481 nucleotides. The record is from RefSeq and is a predicted model, not a curated record. Lineage: Eukaryota; Metazoa; Chordata; Actinopteri; Beloniformes; Adrianichthyidae.
GCGGAGGAAUACGCGCCUGUAAAAAUUGAAUCUAAAACGUUUUUUUUUUUUUUUUUUUUGGACGUUUCUAAAAAGGUGAUAUUUUCAAAUAGAGAUUUAAAAAAGUAUUCACUGCAAUUUAUAAAACCGAAUAUAUAUAGAAUUAAUUAAAAGAAAAAAUGACGAAAUCGAACUGCGUUGAUCUUGAAAAGUUCAUGGAGGACUUUGCUCGUCUGGAACAGUGUUCCAUUGACGUGUUUGUCUGAUAAAUGAGUCUGUUGGCUCCCACUUCAGAACAUUACGGUGGUUCACAGCAGGAGCAGCUCGCUGGAGAUCCUGCUGGAAGACGCCAGCAGACGCAGGAAAAUGGGUCUGACGAAGGAGAAGAGUCUGUCAGAAGAGAAAGACGGCCUCCUCGUUACUAUAAGAAGACUGCAGGAGACGCUGCAGGAGCAGUGCAACCUCAGAGAAGAAAACGACAGACUGAAGACGGAUGUCUUGCAUCUGAAAGAACACAUUGAAAGAACAAGGGAGGUUGGAGAGGCGGAGCUUCAGCGGCUGGUCAGCAAACUGCAAGCAGACGGGAGGAGACGCAAGGUGGAGCUCGAGGCUGUGAGACUGGGGUGCAGCCGGGAGGUGGAGGACGCCCGCAGAGACGCCGUCAUGCGGUUGGACGCCAAAGAAGCAGAAAUGAAGAAGCUGCUGCAGGAGAAGGAUCUGAAUGUGGAGGAGAUGAAGAAGAAGCUGAAGGACCAGGAGAAGCAGAGGCAGAGCGAGCUUCUGAAGUUACAGAUGGAGUUUGGUGCAAAGUUGGCCCGAGUCCAGAGCUCUGCUGAGAGAAGCCUGCAGCAGCAGCAGCAGGGCUCCGGCCCGCUGCCACACAGCAUCUUCAAGAGGGUGAGCGCCGCGCACCCGUCUCCCAGGGUUGCAUGCUUGUUGAUGCAGAAGCUGCAGUUUUUCCAGGAGGAGAAGAACAAAGAGAUCACCGCUUUACGUCAGCGAAUCAGAGAGCUGGAAGAGAACCAGCGUGUCUGCAGCCUGAAGAGAAGAAAGCCUUAGUGGAGAGCAGCAGCUGCUGCUGCCGACCUUUCACCCUGUGCACGACAUGUUUACCGGCUGCUGGAGAGCAAACAUUUCUAAACUUUAACACGACAGCGCUUGAGUCCAUGAUGGUGUCGUGUGCAGGAGAGCACAUUUGAGCACACGCUGCAUCGCCGUCUCAGGGUUUAAUCCAAUUACAGGCCUACAGGGGAGGGUGGGGGGGCAGAAGCAUAGAUGAGGAGGAGACACACUUCUCAAUGAAUCACAAUGCCGGAUCAGUAAUCCUGCUAAUCUGUUUCCCCUCCAAGAAUUUGUCUUACUGCGCUUGUUUCCUGUUUGGAAAUGCUUUUGUGAGUUCAGAUGUAGAUGUAGUCUUCUGCCCGAAACCUUCACAAGAACCCGUUGGUUUUCUGUCCAAGCAGAGUCGUCUUUUUUCUCCAAAUAAACGUUUUGACAGUUCA